AUGCUGCCGCCGUCCAAGGGACUGACGACGGCCGAAGCGGAAGAGCUCCUUGCCAAAUACGGACGCAACGAGCUCCCGGAGAAGAAAACGCCCAGUUGGCUGAUAUUUGUGCGUAACCUAUGGGGUCCUAUGCCUUUUGCGCUGUGGGUCGCCAUCAUCAUUGAGUUUGCGCUGGAGAACUGGCCUGACGGUGCCAUUCUUCUUGUUAUUCAGCUUGCCAAUGCCACAAUUGGGUGGUAUGAGACAAUCAAGGCAGGCGACGCUGUGGCUGCGCUGAAGAACUCACUGAAGCCCGUGGCGACCGUCCACCGUGACGGAGCAUGGCAGCAGCUGGAUGCCGCGCUGCUGGUGCCCGGUGAUCUUGUGAAGCUCGCAUCCGGCUCCGCGGUGCCUGCCGAUUGCAGCAUCAACGAGGGUGUGAUUGACGUGGACGAGGCGGCGCUGACGGGUGAGUCGCUUCCCGUGACGAUGGGAACGGACCACAUGCCCAAAAUGGGCUCAAACGUUGUGCGCGGUGAGGUGGAUGGGACGGUGCAGUACACUGGACAAAACACCUUUUUUGGCAAAACUGCGGUGUUGCUGCAGUCAGUGGAAUCCGAUCUUGGAAAUAUUCAUGUGAUUCUCUCACGAGUGAUGGUGGUGCUGACAAGUUUCUCAUUUACUUUGUGCCUUAUCUGCUUUAUCUACUUGAUGGUAAAGUUCAAAGAAUCAUUUCGCCGUUCGUUACAGUUUUCCGUCGUGGUGCUUGUGGUGUCCAUUCCGAUUGCCCUUGAGAUUGUCGUGACGACGACGCUGGCUGUGGGCUCAAAGAAGCUGUCGAGGCACAAGAUCAUUGUGACGAAGCUGACCGCAAUUGAGAUGAUGUCAGGUGUGAACAUGCUGUGCUCCGACAAGACGGGGACGCUGACGCUGAACAAAAUGGAGAUUCAGGAUCAGUGCUUUACGUUUGAGAAGGGCUACGACCUGCGCUCCGUGCUUGUGCUGGCCGCACUUGCUGCGAAGUGGCGUGAGCCCCCUCGUGACGCCCUGGACACAAUGGUGCUGGGGGCUGCGGACUUGGACGAGUGUGACAACUACACACAGACUGAAUUUGUGCCGUUUGAUCCGACAACGAAGCGCACGGCCGCCACCCUUGUGGACAAGCGAACGAACGAGAAGUUCAGCGUGACGAAGGGCGCGCCACACGUGAUUAUCCAGCUGGUGUACAACCAGGACGAGAUCAAUGACCAGGUGGUUGAAAUCAUCGACAGUCUUGCCGCGCGUGGUGUCCGUUGCCUCUCUGUGGCGAAGACGGACUCGCAGGGCCGCUGGCACCUGUGCGGCAUUCUGACGUUUCUUGACCCCCCACGCCCCGACACGAAGGAAACGAUCCGCCGGAGCAAGCAGUACGGUGUGGACGUGAAUUUACGGUUUGUUGUUAAUUGUUAUUAUUAUUAUUAUUCUGUUUUUUUGUGA
This is a messenger RNA of Trypanosoma cruzi, 1455 nucleotides long. Its product is annotated as plasma-membrane proton-efflux P-type ATPase, putative. NCBI's taxonomy places the organism in Eukaryota, Euglenozoa, Kinetoplastea, Trypanosomatida, Trypanosomatidae. Gene Ontology annotation, cellular component: plasma membrane. The record is from RefSeq and is a predicted model, not a curated record. Bases 1 to 1455 code for a protein of 484 amino acids. Gene Ontology annotation, molecular function: ATP binding; P-type proton-exporting transporter activity; ATP hydrolysis activity. Gene Ontology annotation, biological process: regulation of intracellular pH; proton export across plasma membrane. The transcript has a single exon.